This is a messenger RNA of Brachypodium distachyon (stiff brome), 2909 nucleotides long. Its product is annotated as probable WRKY transcription factor 2. Gene Ontology annotation, molecular function: DNA-binding transcription factor activity; sequence-specific DNA binding. The transcript has 6 exons. Lineage: Eukaryota; Viridiplantae; Streptophyta; Magnoliopsida; Poales; Poaceae. Bases 610 to 2682 code for a protein of 690 amino acids. Gene Ontology annotation, biological process: regulation of DNA-templated transcription. The record is from RefSeq and is a predicted model, not a curated record.
CCUCCAAAACAUCCCUCCCGUCCCCUUCCCUUCUCCUUGGUCAAACCGCCUUUCUCUCUUCUCUAUCCCCCCUUAAAAAAAGUAGCACCCGGAGAACCGAGAGGCUGGGAAUCGAGGGCAGAAAGGAGGGGGCACCUUAAUCUCUUUCCUCUUCCUCUUGCAACAGGGUUCUUUCGGUGUGUUCCUCCCUUUUUUGCGGGGGGAGUUCUUGGUUAGUGGAGUCAGUGGAAACCUACCCUCAUCUGUUUCGGCAAGAUCUUUGUUUCCCUCGUCUGUGGGCUCCGUUCUUGGUUGGGGAAAGAACCAGGGAAACAAAAGAUCAACAAAGGCAAAUUCUUGUCCAAAAUUCAGUAGUUUUUGCAGGAAAGGAAAUUUUCAGGUUGUUGUUAGGUUUUCUCUCUCGAUUGUUUCUUCUCCGUUAUCGAUGGGAGCGAGCAGACACAUGAUCUGUAUCAGGUUCUGACUACCUUGUCGCCCUCUGCUCCAAUCCACCUAUUCGGCUUCGCUUUUAGGAAGAGAAGAGGGAGCAAUCAUCCGGUAUCGGAGGCAUCGCCCACUUGAGCUGAGGAAGAUUUGUUUCAAAGAAGUUGAGGAAGAUUUCUUGCUCACAUGGCUGGCACCAGUGACCGAGGAUCCAUCAUGGAGGACUGGAUGGCCAUGCCCCCAACUCCCAGUCCGAGAACACUCAUGUCAAGCUUCUUGAAUGAAGACUUCAGCUCUGGCCCAUUCUCCAAUUUAUUCAGUGAAAAUGGUAGCAAUAAGCCCCAUGAUCAUUCAGAGAAGAGAGGAGAGUUUGUGGAUUUGAGGGACCAAGUGCCUGCUCAAUCAGCUGAAGCUACACUUCAAAAGGAUAUUUCCUUGGAACCAAACUUGUUCAAUGCUAAUCAGAAACCAAACCCACAUGGCGGUCUGGCAGAGCGCAUGGCUUCCAGAGCUGGUUUCAGCAUUCCGAAGAUAGAUACAUCUCGUGUUGGUUCAUCCACAGUUAUUCGAUCACCCAUAGCAAUUCCACCUGGCCUUAGUCCAACUACUCUUCUUGAGUCGCCGGUUUUUCUUUACAAUUCUAUGGCGCAGCCUUCUCCAACUACUGGGAAAUUGCCCUUUCCGGCUACAAAUGCUAACUCAACAAUACCACCAGCUGCCAGGAUGAAUGAAGAUCAUACAUUCAGUAAUGAUGUUUUUUCCUUCCAACCUCACUUAGGUUCGAAAGCGCCAAGUUUAUCAACAGUGGAAAAGGGUUACAAUGCUUGUCCCUCAAACCAGUCAUUGUCAAAUAUUCAUCAGCGGGAAUCCAAUUUGCAGUCAAGCUUUACUGCAGUCAAGGACACUGCGGAUGAAACAAUUAUUAAACCGAAGACAUCUGACUCCAUGUUCGGUGAUGAUCACUCAUCUUCUGAAGAACAGGAAGAUGAUGAGACAGAUCAAAAUGGAGAAUAUUCUUCUGCCACAAUUAGCACCCCAGAUGAGGAUGGAUAUAACUGGAAAAAAUAUGGACCGAAGCAAGUUAAGAGUACCGAGUAUCCAAGGAGCUACUUUAAAUGCACACACCCAAAUUGCCCUGUCAAGAAAAAAGUGGAGCGUUCUCAGGUUGGUCAGAUAACAGAGAUAAUCUACAAGGGUACUCACAAUCACCCUUUGCCGCCUCUAAACCCCCACUCAGGUGUCCCUUUGUCGCACAUCAGUGAUCCACAAGUCAAUGCCCGGAAGAACCCUGGUUUGCAGGCAGGGCUCGACUCUGCAUCUUUGUGGGAAAAUGGUAGAAGUGGAUGUAUCCAAGAUGUGCAAAGUGAAGGUGUUGAUGCAAGACCUGGUACUCGCCUUCCUGUAUCAGCAUAUGGUGAUACAUCUAUCGUGGAGUCUCAAGAUGCAGUCGAUGUCUCAUCAACACUGUCUAAUGAGGAGAUUGACAGGGCAACACAUGGCACCGUAUCUUUAGACUGUGAUGGCGGUGAAGAUGAGACUGAAUCUAAAAGAAGGAAGCUGGAUGCUUUGGCUACUGCUACUGUUACUGCCGCCGCCGCCACCUCCACCACCAGCACAAUUGACAUGGUGGCUGCGGCAUCUAGAUCUGUCCGGGAGCCUCGUGUUGUUGUUCAGACAACCAGUGAGGUUGACAUCCUUGAUGACGGGUAUCGUUGGCGCAAGUAUGGUCAGAAGGUUGUCAAAGGAAAUCCAAAUCCAAGGAGUUACUACAAAUGCACGCACCCUGGCUGUUCAGUGCGCAAGCACGUGGAAAGAGCAUCGCAUGAUCUGAAAUCUGUGAUCACAACAUAUGAGGGAAAGCACAACCAUGAAGUUCCAGCAGCGAGAAAUAGCGGGCAUGCGAGCUCUGGUUCUGGCAGUGCUCCAGCAUCUAUGCCGCAGGUUAAUCUCUCCCAUCGUCGGCAAGAACAAGCACAAGGCAGCUUUGGUCAGUUUGGUGGUUCAACUCCUUUCGGUUCCUUUGGUCUCCCACCAAGAGGCCAGUUGGGAGCGGCAGGCAAUUUCCGCUUCGGGAUGGUUCCUCCAGGCAUGUCGAUUCCAAUGCCCGCUGCUCAUCAGCAAUCAAUGAUGCAGGGCUACCCAGGGCUCAUGAUGCCAGAAGGACAGCCGAAGACGGAGCCAGGGCCACAAUCAGAACAUGCAGCCUCAUCAGCUUACCAGCAAAUGAUGAGCAGGCCCCCCUUUGGUUCUCAGAUGUAAUUAAAUAGGCAGGAAAGAAAGAAAGAAAAGGUAGAUGUGCUCCAGCUUGAUCUGUAUACAUGGUAGAAUUUGCUACAGGAUAACUUUGUUCUAGUUUUCUCGGUGACUUCAUUUUUCUUCUGAUCAUUUUUUAAGCAAAGAAUGCAUAGAAUAUUUCUCAUAUAUUUCAGUUGUAAUCAGAAAAAGGGGAUAGCUUGACAAUGGGAACUUGAAACAAUUCCGUAGUA